Molecule: messenger RNA, 2293 nt
Organism: Calidris pugnax (ruff)
Lineage: Eukaryota; Metazoa; Chordata; Aves; Charadriiformes; Scolopacidae
Gene: DRAM1
Product: DNA damage regulated autophagy modulator 1
Exons: 7
Coding region: 178-921 (247 amino acids)
Biological process (GO): regulation of autophagy
Cellular component (GO): lysosome
Source: RefSeq, a predicted model, not a curated record
GUGGCGGGGCGUCCCCGGGGCUGCUGGGCUGGAGGUGGCAGCGCCGCUACCUGGCGGGGGAAGGCGGGCGGGAACCGGCCGGGGUGUGGGUGGGCGUCCCGCAAGCCCUCGGGUCACGCUCCGUGACUUUCGGGCGCCGCCGCAGAGGCCGGGCGGGCGCGGCCGCCCCAGGCGCUGAUGCCCGGGAUGAGGCAGCCGCCGGCGAUGCUGUGCUGCAUGCCCGGCGUGGCUUUCGUCCCCGCUUUGCUGGUCAGCUGGUCCUCGGCCUCCUUCAUCAUCUCCUACGUGAUGGCCGUGCUGGCGGGCCACGUCGAGCCCCUCGUCCCCUACAUCAGUGACACUGGAACUAAACCUCCAGAGAGUGGUGUCUUUGGUUUUAUGAUUAAUAUUUCAGCACUUUUAGCUGUAAUUACAAUGUACAUCAGAUAUUUAUUAAUACAGAAGCAAAAUGAGUCAUCGCACUUUAUUAGGUCUUCGUGCAACAUGUUUUCAUUAUGUAUUGGAUUGAUGGGCUGUAUUGGAAUGGGCAUAGUUGCAACUUUCCAGGAGCUGGCUGUUCCCAGUGUCCAUGACAUAGGAGCUUUGGUGGCAUUUGGCUCGGGUGUUGUAUACAUUACACUUCAGUCUAUAAUCUCUUACAAGUCCUGUCCGCAAUGGAACACUUACUUUGUGUGUCACAUAAGGAUGGCCAUAUCUGUAAUAUCAUGCAUUGCUUUCAUUCCCAUGAUUGUGUUUGCUUCACAAAUUUCCAUGACAAAAAUUGACUGGACUCCAGAUGAAAAGGAUUAUACUUACCAUUUUUUGAGUGCAAUCUGUGAAUGGACAGUGGCCUUUGGUUUUAUCUUCUUCUUUUUAACGUUCAUUAGAGAUUUUCAGAGAGUUUCUUUAAGGAUAUCAACAGAAAUACAUGAAGAUUCCUGAUAGUGGAGAAAAUUAUAUUUUACAUAUAUGAAUACUCUAGGGUUUUUUUUACUUAUAGAAAAUGUUGCAGAGGGACAGGGAUUUAAAAAGGUGUAUAAAGAACCCAUGCCAUUAACUGCGCAGUUUCUAUAACAGCAACCACUAAAAUGUUUUAAAAACUCACAGCAAUGUUCCUGCUGCCUUUUUGCAAGAUUUUGUAAUUUUUGUACUGUUUGAUACAUUAAAAAUAUUGUAAUAGAAGCAGUCUGUAGAAGCACUUAAAAGUCAUUCAAAGACUUUUGAUAUCCUCAGCUCUUCCCUUUUGGAUACCUCCAUGCUCUUUCAUGUGUUAGAGUCUGAUUAGUAACAUUAGUUUUAAACUUGAGAAAGUACAUUUUGCAAAUAGUUAGGAAGGUCUAAAGAAAACGGAAAACACUAUGGCUGAAUUCCUGCUCUUACGUUGCAAGGACUGUGGAGGAAGGGGUGAGCAGAACUGGCCAUCUUUGCUUCAAGAUGAGAAAUUAGCAGUUAGUAGAUGGCAAAACUAUACGCUACAUGUUUCUGAUGGAGAACACUGUAUACGAAUACAAAUCCUAGGAGAAGUUGAAACUUGUUGAUGACCAUGUUUUCUAGUCAUCACUGAACUGUAUGUUGUAAAAGUCUACCCCUUUUUUCCCUUCAUGCACUGCUAACUAUAGGAGCCUUAAAACGGAAGUGGGAAUAGAAAAUAAAUCUACAGUUAUGCACUAUCUGCUAAAGAGAAAUCUUGCUGCAAUUUGGUUAAUACAAAACAGAACUUUUACAGCCUGUGUUUUAACCUAAAAUGAUGGAUUGAGGAGGUUCUCCCAGAAGUCAUUGGGAACGAAUGGAAAACAAGAAGAGGCACCAGCAUUUCUCAGGUUUUCAAUUAUACGUUUAUGAGUAUUUUUUAUAUAUAUAUAUAUAAAUGAAGAAAAAAAUAAUAAUCCUGGAAAGCUUCUGUAGUGAAGAUAUUGCAUAUUUGCUGCUAUAAACUUUCUUCUGUAAUGAAAGACUUGGAAAGGAACUAAUUGAGAAGUCAGAUGUUAGGCGUAUGUGGAGGCAAAAGGGACUUUCGUGGACUGAUUCACUACCUCCAUUUAAUGCAGUAACCACCUGGCUAUUAAUCAAGUUCUCCGACAAUUACAUUUGCCGCUAUUUAUCACAGUUUAUGCAGAAAUAUUGAUGAUUUUCAGUUGCUAAUUUUCCAUGAGACAAAACAAACAUGUGUUCUGGAGGUUGAUGUCUUAAGACUAGUCAUUGGUUUAUAUUUCCUGGAAUGCGUAUUCUAAACUGUAUUAAAUUCAGCUGUUUCACAACCUAAAGAGGCCACAUUUUCUUUGUAAGUUCUUCCAAAUAAAAAUAAUUAAAAAAA